Molecule: messenger RNA, 7551 nt
Organism: Aureobasidium pullulans EXF-150
Lineage: Eukaryota; Fungi; Ascomycota; Dothideomycetes; Dothideales; Saccotheciaceae
Product: pre-mRNA-processing-splicing factor 8
Exons: 3
Coding region: 259-7353 (2364 amino acids)
Biological process (GO): spliceosomal tri-snRNP complex assembly; mRNA splicing, via spliceosome
Cellular component (GO): catalytic step 2 spliceosome; U5 snRNP
Molecular function (GO): U5 snRNA binding; U6 snRNA binding; protein binding
Source: RefSeq, a predicted model, not a curated record
CGCUUCGCCACGACUUUUACAGACUCAAGCAGUUGGAAGCCAUCGGCAUCACUGCGCGACGGAUCGACACGACAGGAGCUUCUAUAUCGACGUGUCGCCGCGCGUACUUUCAUUUGAUCACUACGGAUCUAUCUAGCUGAGGACGCGACACCUCAGACACCGCGGUCGGGGAAGCAGCACCAGCUGCCGUGAUUAGAUCACCACCCCCAUCGCUGCGACCAUCCACCUCUUCGCCAACAGACAUAUACCACCAUCAACAUGUCUGCACCACCACCACCACCUCCUCCAGGCUGGGAUGUUCCUCCCCCACCACCACCUGGAGCAGCUCCUCCCGGCGCCCUCGCCCCUCCUCCGCCCGGCUACAAACCUCAAGCCGACCCUCACAUCGCCAAGUUUGCUGACAAGAAGCAAAAAUGGUUGCGCAUGCAGAGACAGCGCUUUGGAGAAAAGAGACGUGGAGGCUUUGUCGAGACACAGAAGGCUGAUAUGCCGCCCGAGCACUUGCGAAAGAUUGUAAAAGAUAUUGGUGAUGUUUCACAGAAGAAGUUCAGCUCGGACAAGAGAAGUUAUCUGGGUGCUCUGAAGUUCAUGCCGCAUGCUGUCCUGAAGCUUCUGGAGAACAUGCCCAUGCCUUGGGAGAGUGUGCGCGAAGUCAAGGUCUUGUACCACGUCAACGGUUGCUUGACAUUGGUCAACGAGAUCCCCCGUGUCAUCGAGCCAGUCUUCCAUGCGCAAUGGGCUUCUAUGUGGGUCGCCAUGAGGAGAGAGAAGAGUGACAGAAGACACUUCAAGCGUAUGCGCUUCCCUCCCUUCGAUGACGAGGAGCCACCGCUUUCCUGGUCCGAGAACAUUGAGGAUGUUGAGCCGCUCGAGCCUAUUCAGCUGGAACUGGACGAGGACGAUGAUGCCGCCAUCUAUGAAUGGUUCUACGACCCCCGCCCUCUCUUGGACACCACACACGUGAACGGACCUGGAUACAAGAAGUGGAACUUGUCGCUACCGCAGAUGGCUGCUCUUCACCGUAUGAGCACUCCUCUGCUCAGCGAUCUGGUCGACAAGAAUUACUUCCACCUCUUCGACCUGCCUAGUUUCCAGACAGCAAAGGCUCUUAACGUUGCCAUCCCCGGUGGUCCCCGUUUCGAGCCUCUGUACAAGGAUAUCGACCCGAACGACGAGGACUUUGGCGAGUUCAACGCCAUUGACCGCAUCAUUUUCCGUGCUCCCAUCAAGACAGAGUACCGUGUCGACUUCCCCUUCCUUUACAACUCUCUUCCUCGCAGCGUAAAGCUCAGCACAUACUCACAUCCCCAGACUGUCUACCAAAGGACGACGGACCCCAGUCUUCCUGCUUUCUACUUCGAUCCCGUUAUCAAUCCUAUUUCUUCUCGCGCCGUCGCCCCCAAGAACUUGACUGUCAGCCAUGAGGACGACAUCCUUGGUGUUGGUAACAACGAGGAUGACGAGUUUGAGAUGCCUGGUGAGAUCGAGCCUUUCAUGUCUGAUGAGGACCUCUACAACGAUGAAACCGCUGCUGCUAUUCAGCUUUGGUGGGCUCCUUACCCCUUCGACCGCCGCUCAGGCAAGAUGGUCCGCGCUGAAGACGUGCCUCUCGUCAAGCAAUGGUACCUCGAGCAUGUUCCUGGCGGCCAGCCCGUUAAGGUCCGAGUCUCCUACCAGAAGUUGUUGAAGAGUUACGUUCUGAACGAGCUGCACAAGAAGCCGCCAAAGGCCCAGAACAGGCAAAACUUGAUGAGCACUCUUAAGCAGACAAAGUUCUUCCAGCAGACCACCAUUGAUUGGGUUGAGGCAGGUCUUCAGGUCUGCAGACAGGGCUUCAACAUGCUCAACCUGUUGAUUCACCGCAAGAACUUGACCUACCUCCAUCUUGAUUACAACUUCAACUUGAAGCCCAUCAAGACCUUGACCACCAAGGAGCGCAAGAAGUCGCGCUUCGGUAACGCUUUCCACUUGAUGCGUGAAAUUCUUCGUCUUACCAAGCUCAUCGUUGAUGCUCAAGUACAGUACAGAUUGGGCAACAUUGAUGCCUUCCAGCUUGCAGACGGUAUCCUGUAUGCUUUCAACCACGUUGGUCAACUCACUGGUAUGUACCGUUACAAGUACAAGCUUAUGCACCAGAUCCGUACUUGCAAGGAUUUGAAGCAUUUGAUCUAUUACAGAUUCAACUCCGGCCCUGUUGGUAAGGGUCCUGGUUGUGGUUUCUGGGCACCUGCCUGGAGAGUCUGGCUCUUCUUCAUGAGAGGUAUCAUCCCUCUUCUUGAGCGUUGGUUGGGUAACCUUCUCUCGAGACAGUUCGAGGGUCGUCACAGUAAGGGUGUCGCAAAGACCGUCACCAAGCAGAGAGUUGAAUCUCAUUUCGAUCUCGAACUUCGUGCCUCGGUCAUGGCUGACCUCAUGGAUAUGAUGCCAGAGGGAAUCAAGCAGAACAAGGUCAACCUUGUACUUUCACAUUUGUCAGAAGCCUGGAGAUGCUGGAAAUCGAACAUCCCCUGGAAGGUCCCUGGUCUUCCUGCACCCAUCGAAAACAUCAUCUUGCGUUACGUCAAGAGCAAGGCUGAUUGGUGGAUCUCUGUCGCUCACUACAACCGUGAGCGUAUUCGAAGAGGUGCUACCGUCGACAAGACUGUUGCCAAGAAGAACCUGGGUCGUCUGACUCGUCUCUGGCUGAAGGCUGAGCAGGAACGCCAGCACAACUACAUGAAGGAUGGUCCUUACGUCUCUUCUGAAGAGGCCGUUGCCAUUUACACGACCACUGUUCACUGGUUGGAAUCGAGAAAAUUCCAGCCUAUUCCUUUCCCCAGUGUCUCGUACAAGCACGACACCAAGAUCCUGAUUUUGGCCCUCGAGCGUCUGCGUGAAGCAUACUCAGUCAAGGGUCGUCUCAACCAGAGUCAACGUGAAGAGCUGGCUCUGAUUGAACAAGCCUAUGAUUCACCCGGAACCACCCUUGCACGCAUCAAGCGUUUCUUGCUCACCCAACGUGCCUUCAAGGAGGUUGGUAUUGAUAUGAACGACAACUACUCGACAAUCAACCCUGUCUACGACAUUGAGCCCAUCGAGAAGAUCACCGAUGCAUACCUUGACCAGUACCUGUGGUACCAAGCCGACCAGAGACAUCUCUUCCCCGCUUGGAUCAAGCCUUCAGAUUCAGAAGUCCCCCCUCUUCUCACCUACAAGUGGGCCCAAGGUAUCAACAACUUGGACAAGGUCUGGGAGACUGCCGACGGAGAGUGCAACGUCAUGAUCGAGACUCAGCUGUCCAAGGUCUAUGAGAAGAUCGAUCUGACCCUGCUUAAUCGUCUUUUGCGUCUGAUCAUGGACCACAACUUGGCAGAUUACAUCUCGUCCAAGAACAACGUCCAGCUCAACUACAAGGACAUGAACCAUACCAACAGCUAUGGUAUGAUUCGUGGACUGCAGUUCUCGGCCUUCGUCUUCCAAUAUUACGGUCUGGUCAUAGAUUUGUUAUUGCUCGGUCUUCAGCGCGCCAGUGAGAUUGCGGGUCCCCCGAAUGCACCAAAUGACUUCUUACAAUUCAGAGACCGUGCUGCUGAGACUAGACACCCUAUUCGUCUUUACACAAGAUACGUCGACAGAAUUUGGGUCUUCUUCCGUUUCACUGCAGAUGAGUCCCGCGACCUGAUCCAACGCUUCUUGACAGAACAGCCUGACCCAAACUUCGAGAACGUUAUUGGAUACAAGAACAAGAAGUGCUGGCCUCGUGAUUCUCGUAUGAGAUUGAUGCGCCACGAUGUCAACCUUGGUAGAGCUGUCUUCUGGGACAUGAAGAACCGUCUGCCUAGGUCAGUGACCACUAUUGAAUGGGACGACACUUUUGCCUCCGUCUACAGCAGAGACAACCCUAACCUCCUCUUCUCCAUGUGUGGUUUCGAAGUCCGCAUUCUUCCCAAGAUGCGCAACCAGAACGAGGAGUUCCCCACCAAAGACAGUGUCUGGUCUCUUGUCGAUAACUCGACCAAGGAGAGAACGGCACAUGCUUUCUUGCAAGUCACCGAGGAGGACAUCGCCAAGUUCAACAACAGAAUCCGCCAAAUCUUGAUGUCUUCUGGAUCUACCACCUUCACAAAGAUUGCCAACAAGUGGAACACCGCUUUGAUUGCGCUUUUCACAUACUACCGUGAAGCCGCCGUCAGCACUGUUAACCUGCUCGAUACCAUUGUCAAGUGCGAAACCAAGAUUCAGACCCGCGUCAAGAUUGGUUUGAACUCCAAGAUGCCUAGUCGUUUCCCACCUGCUGUGUUCUACACCCCCAAAGAACUUGGUGGUUUGGGUAUGAUCUCUGGUAGUCACAUCUUGAUUCCUGCAAGUGACAAGCGUUGGUCAAAGCAGACAGAUACUGGUGUCACUCACUACCGUGCUGGUAUGUCUCAUGACGAAGAGACUCUCAUUCCCAACAUUUUCAGAUACAUCAUCCCUUGGGAGGCUGAGUUUGUCGAUUCUCAGCGUGUCUGGACUGAGUAUUCGCAGAAGCGUCUUGAAGCUCAGCAACAGAACCGUCGUCUUACCCUUGAGGAUCUUGAGGACAGUUGGGACCGUGGUCUUCCACGUAUUAAUACCCUCUUCCAGAAGGACAGAAGCACGCUCAGCUUCGACAAGGGUUUCAGAGCUCGCACCGAGUUCAAGAUUUACCAACAGAUGAAGAGCAAUCCCUUCUGGUGGACAUCCCAGCGUCACGACGGUAAGCUGUGGAAUCUGAAUGCAUACAGAACCGAUGUCAUUCAGGCUCUUGGUGGUGUUGAGACAAUCCUUGAGCACACUUUGUUCAAGGCAACCGCUUUCCCCUCAUGGGAAGGUCUUUUCUGGGAACGUGCCAGUGGUUUUGAAGAGAGUAUGAAGUUCAAGAAGUUGACAAACGCUCAACGAUCCGGUCUGAACCAGAUUCCUAACCGUCGUUUCACCUUGUGGUGGUCCCCAACAAUCAACCGUGCCAACGUCUAUGUUGGUUUCCAGGUCCAACUUGAUUUGACUGGUAUUUUCUUGCACGGCAAGAUUCCUACCCUCAAGAUCUCACUCAUCCAGAUCUUCCGUGCCCAUUUGUGGCAGAAGAUCCACGAGUCCGUAGUGAUGGAUUUGUGUCAGGUCUUCGACCAGGAGCUUGAAGCCCUUGGCAUCGAGACCGUCCAGAAAGAGACCAUCCAUCCCAGAAAGAGUUACAAGAUGAACUCGUCUUGUGCUGAUAUUCUUUUGUUCGCCAGUCACAAGUGGAGUGUUAGCACUCCCAGCUUGUUGUAUGACACCAAGGACAACAUGGGUCAAAUCACUACCAACAAGUUCUGGGUCGAUGUUCAGCUUCGUUACGGUGAUUACGACUCUCACGACAUUGAGCGCUACGUUCGCGCCAAGUACCUCGACUACACUUCCGACAGCAUGAGUAUUUACCCCUCUGCCACUGGUUUGAUGAUUGGUAUUGAUCUUGCUUACAACCUGUACUCGGCAUACGGCCAGUACUUCCCUGGUCUCAAGCAGCUUGUUCAGCAGGCCAUGGCUAAGGUCAUGAAGGCUAACCCUGCUCUCUACGUCCUUCGUGAACGUAUUCGCAAGGGUCUUCAGCUUUACGCCUCGGAGAGCAACCAAGAGUUCCUCAAUUCCCAGAACUACUCUGAGCUAUUCAGCAACCAGAUCCAGCUCUUCAUUGAUGACACUAACGUCUACCGUGUCACCAUUCACAAGACCUUUGAAGGUAACUUGACCACUAAGCCCAUCAACGGUGCCAUCUUCAUUUUCAACCCCAGAACUGGUCAAUUAUUCUUGAAGAUCAUCCACACCAGUGUAUGGGCAGGUCAGAAGCGUCUUGGCCAAUUGGCGAAAUGGAAGACGGCAGAAGAAGUCGCUGCUCUGAUUCGUUCAUUGCCUGUGGAAGAACAGCCGAAGCAGCUGAUCGUUACCAGAAAGGGUCUGCUUGACCCUCUCGAGGUUCACUUGCUCGACUUCCCCAACAUCUCCAUUCGUGCCUCGGAACUGCAAUUGCCCUUCCAGGCCGCCAUGAAGGUUGAGAAGCUUGGAGACAUGAUUCUGCGUGCCACUGAGCCGCAGAUGGUGCUCUUCAACCUGUACGACGAGUGGCUCAAGUCCAUCUCUUCUUACACUGCCUUCUCUCGUCUCAUCUUAAUCUUGCGUGCUCUGCACGUUAACCAAGACAAGACCAAGCUCUUGCUUCGUCCCGACAAGACUGUCAUCACCCAGGAACAUCACAUUUGGCCGACGUUGUCAGACGAUGACUGGAUCAAGGUCGAAACGCAAUUACGCGAUUUGAUCUUGAAUGACUAUGGCAAGAAGAACAACGUCAACGUCUCAUCUCUGACUCAAAGCGAAGUCAGAGACAUCAUUCUGGGUAUGGAGAUUAGUGCACCCAGUAUGCAGAGACAACAGGCUGCCGAGAUUGAGAAGCAGCAAGAGGAGCAGGCUCAGCUCACUGCUGUCACAACCAAGACGCAGAACGUAAACGGCGAGGACAUUGUCGUUACCACUACGUCGCAGUUCGAGCAGCAGACCUUCGCCUCCAAGACCGAGUGGAGGACUCGUGCGAUUGCCACGUCCAACCUCCGCACUCGCGCCAAUAACAUCUACAUCUCGUCAGAGGACAUUCGCGAUGAUGAGGAGCACUUCACAUACAUCAUGCCCAAGAACAUCCUCAAGCGUUUCAUCACAAUUGCCGACCUUCGUGUCCAGGUUGCUGGUUACCUUUACGGUUCAUCGCCACCAGACAACAAGCAGAUCAAGGAAGUCAAGGCCAUCGUUAUGGUGCCUCAGGUUGGAAACACUCGUGACAUCCAGCUUCCUCGCAACUUGCCUGAGAACGAUUACUUGAACUCUCUUGAGCCUCUUGGAUGGAUUCAUACCAGUGCCGGUAACGAGACCAGCUACAUGACCGCACAAGACGUCACCCAGCACGCCCGCCUAAUGAACCAGCACGAUACCUGGGAUAAGAAGACUGUCACCAUGACUGUCUCCUUCACCCCCGGUUCAGUCUCGCUGUCCGCCUGGUCUCUGACACCUUCAGGCUAUACCUGGGGUGCCGAGAACAAGGACAUGUCAUCUGACCAACCCUCAGGCUUCAACCCUGGCGCCGGCUUCGGUGAGAAGUCUCAGCUUCUUCUUUCCGACCGUAUUAGAGGAAUGUUCUUCGUUCCUGAUGAUGAGAGAUGGAACUGGUCGUUCAUGGGUUCUGGAUUCGGUGACAAGGAGAAGGGUCGCAUCUACGUUGAUGUCGGUGUACCCAAGCGCUUCUACGAUGACGUACACAGACCUGUCCAUUUCCAGAACUUUGCUGAACUGGAAGAUGUCUGGGUCGACAGAUCUGACAACUUAGCUUAGAGAGAUGAAAGAAGGAGGGAGAUGAGUUAUGGAUUUCGGGUGUUUUUUUUCGGGUCAUAGGGAUCACAAUCAGCAUGGCGUUUCUUUUAAAUGAUUUUCCAUCACGAAGAAAAUUGUAUUCUAGAGUAUGAGAACAAGGAAGGGAAAGAUGUUUAUAGUUGAGUAAACACAAGCAUCAAAGCAUUAUUUGUACAAUCG